UUCUCUAUUGUGAGCAUCCAAAAUUAAUUAACCAGUGCUAGUUAGCUUAAUCACUAAAACUUUAUCAUGGAUCAGGGAAGAGUCAGUAGCACAAGUAUUAUUCUAAUGUCACUAUUAUGUAUGUUGGUAUUUCAUUCUAACAUGAGUUUUGCAGAAGAACACAUUGUUGGUGAUGGGAAAGGUUGGUCCUUUGGUGUUCAAAAUUGGCCUGCAGGAAAAACAUUCAAGGCUGGUGACACACUCGUAUUCAAUUACUCCCCUACAAGCCACAACGUGGUGGUAGUGAAUAAGUCUGGUUAUGAUUCAUGUGUGGCUCCAAAAGGAUCUAAAGUUUAUACCUCUGGAGCAGAUAGAAUUACACUUGCUAAGGGAGGGAACUACUUCUUAUGUGGUUUUCCUGGUCAUUGCAAUCUUGGACAGAAAAUUGCAGUCAAUGCUAAUUAAACUCUUAAUGUAUAAUAAUUAUCUUAAAUAAAGUU
Medicago truncatula (barrel medic) is the source of this 479-nucleotide messenger RNA. RefSeq names its product basic blue protein. The record is from RefSeq and is a predicted model, not a curated record. Gene Ontology annotation, cellular component: plasma membrane. NCBI's taxonomy places the organism in Eukaryota, Viridiplantae, Streptophyta, Magnoliopsida, Fabales, Fabaceae. The transcript has 2 exons. The coding region runs from base 67 to 444 and encodes 125 amino acids. Gene Ontology annotation, molecular function: electron transfer activity.